GGAAGGGUGUACCUGAACCGGAGUGUCACAGCAGCGUGCAGAUAUUUCAUUAGUCUUGUAGAGCUGUUGGCCUUUUCAGGAUGGGCAAGUGCAAGGGCUGUGGGAAGUUAGGAAGAAUGAGACCAAGGGAUGGAUCUAUGAGUGCUUAUGAAUUUUCUCUUCUGUUGUCUCCUGUUGUUUCUGUUUGGGAUUGCAUUGUUCGCAAGAUGAGGUACUCAUAUAGGCCUGAGUGGGUGUAGUUGUUUCGUUUGCAUCAACUGUGUAGCAUUAGUCUAAAUACUUCAACUAAUUAGAAUAUAUUUAGCAUUACAAUUUAGGGAAAGAGGGAAAAAAGUUAUAGAAAUAUGUAUACAGCACUAAAGAAUUUAUCUUGAAGGAAAAGGAGUUCAGAAAAGUUAAUUUAGUAUUUAGACGCAGUUAUAUUCUAUGGAUACCAUGGCAUGUAAUAAAGGGCAACAUGUGAGGAAGGCCAAGAAGAAGCAGGUGAAAGACGAGUUGGAUCGUCUCAAGCAGGCUGAGAAGAAAAAAAGGCGCUUGGAGAAAGCUCUCGCGACGUCUGCCGCCAUCAUUUCCGAAUUGGAGAAGAAGAAACAGAAGAAGAAAGAGGAACAACAAAGACUAGAUGAGGAGGGCGCUGCAAUUGCCGAGGCCGUUGCUCUGCAUGUUCUGCUCGGUGAAGACUCGGAGGAUUCGUGCAAGGUUGUUAUCAACGAUGAAACAUGCAAGACCUGGAACUGCGAUCGUAAUCUUGACAUCUUCGUGGGUGGAGAGAGAGCUUGCUUCCCUCAUCUAUACGGCGGCACAUGGUCUGUGGAAACAAGGGGUUGGGUCACUGAUGCAUACAGAUAUGGUUGCAAGUGGGGAGCUGCUGAAAAUGGAGGGUGGACAUUCUCAUCAGAGCCUCUCGGGAGGAAUGCACAUGAAAAACCACUAUAUGAAGAUGCAACAGGAUGGGGGCGCGCCGGUUUCUCCGCUGAUCUUAUCGCCGCACAAGCAGUUUCGUCGCUGCAGAUUGCUGAGGCUGAUGAGGAAAGGAUUAUCUUCUGAGGAAAGAAGGGAAUGCUGAGACUGAGAUGGUGAUAAUAUUAACCGUGUUGUUGUGUUUUUGUGCUUUUUUUAUUUUGCUGGAGAUGUGUGUAUAUAUUAUGACUAUACUAUGAGAGUCUUGUCAGAACAUUUCUUGCUUCAGUUGUGUUUGAACGCUUAACAUGUUGCUUUGCUUUGUCA
Arachis stenosperma is the source of this 1227-nucleotide messenger RNA. RefSeq lists its product as uncharacterized. The transcript has a single exon. Bases 427 to 1047 code for a protein of 206 amino acids. Lineage: Eukaryota; Viridiplantae; Streptophyta; Magnoliopsida; Fabales; Fabaceae. The record is from RefSeq and is a predicted model, not a curated record.